AUGUCGAUUGACGAAACUCCCCUUGCAUACUCGACUCACGAGCGUCGUGACUCGCUCGAGAAGCACCUCCAAAUGCGCCCGGACGUGCAGGACCUCAAGGACCGCCAUAUCCUGCUGGAUACUAAGGUUGAUCCGUAUGCAGCAUGUCUUCCUGUCGGCCUGGACCUUCAGAAGAGCCUGGAGAAGCGUCCUGCUAAGGACGAACUGGUGGAGCGUAAUAUCCUCCUCGCCACCAACCAGGCUGCGGCUUUGCAAGGUCCAGCCCGCGAUCUCGAGCGCCACAUGCUGGCUGAUAACUUAGAGCACAAGAUUAUGAAUCGCCCUCAGCCCGAAGACCUUAUCACUCAGGGAAUUCUCGAGGAAGAUGAAGAUCCUCGUUCGGCUUAA
Molecule: messenger RNA, 387 nt
Organism: Penicillium taxi
Lineage: Eukaryota; Fungi; Ascomycota; Eurotiomycetes; Eurotiales; Aspergillaceae
Product: RPEL repeat-containing protein
Exons: 3
Coding region: 1-387 (128 amino acids)
Source: RefSeq, a predicted model, not a curated record